Messenger RNA from Parnassius apollo (apollo), 1212 nucleotides. Lineage: Eukaryota; Metazoa; Arthropoda; Insecta; Lepidoptera; Papilionidae. The record is from the annotation of a GenBank genome assembly.
UUGCAGCCAUUAAAGGUAAGCUUUAAGAUGAGGGAGCUUACGCGAGGAAAUAAAAGGAGACAUCAUUUUUUAAUCGGAGCAACUUUAGUUUUGGCUCUUUCGACCUAUAUCGAUCAGGCUCUGAGUUUACCUGUUGAUACUUUAAGCCAAUGGCCGACGUUUCCCAGAAGAAAUAUUGCAGCUCUUGCCAGAGAUGGAUAUCUUAAAAGCGCUUCUCCAGGAUUUAAAAGAAGCAUAUCAACGCUAGCUAAAAACGGCCAAUUGCCUACAUUCAGAUCUCCAAAUGGUGAAGCAGAUAAAACAGAAGAAGACGACGAUGAGGUUCAUGACAAAAGAAACAUUGCGUCUAUAGCUCGUCUUCGUAGCUAUAGUGCUAAAAGGAAUAUUCAAGCUUUGGCUAGAGAUGGCUAUCGUGUUGGUAGAGGGCACUAUAAUCAACCUAAUGAUAAGCGUAAUAUUGCCUCCAUGGCUCGCAACGGAAUGAUACACAAACGCGACGAAAUUAUGGGAGAUGAAUAUUAUUACCCAUUCUUUCAAAAUCCCCUGCCACCACUAUCGGAAAUUGAUGGCCCAUUCGAUAUGAAUGAAAUGUACGAUUUUCAACAAUCUAUGAAUCCUGACAUGCUACCCCCUUUAUCGCAAGUUUCCAAACGUAGUGUUGUUCAGCCUGUGGCAUAUCCAGAAAAUGACUAUGAAACAAAUUACGAUCGCAAUUGGUAUUUAAAAAGAGGCACUGUGGGUAUGCCUGUACAUGGACUCUUUAGACCAAUUUAUAUUGAGCCUGCUACACGUUCCAAGAGAUACAUAUUAUCGUUACCAGACGUCAUUGAAGGGAAUGAUAUUGAAGCAACUGAAACUAAUGACAAUGAUAACGAAGAUAAACGAUCCGUAGAUGAAGAUGAAGUUCGUGAUAAUUUUGAAAAACGCCAUAUUGGGUCUUUGGCCCGCUUAGGUCUAUUGCCCUCUUUUAGAUUCUCAGGAAGUCGUUAUAGUAGAUCUGGAAGAGCCAGACUGUUAUUACCUAGUCAGGAGUUAUACAGGAAGCAUUCCGCUGACGAGAAUUUCGGAAUUAGGGAAUAUUUCUAUAGUCCCGAAGCUGACGCAACAGCCGAUUCAAACGACGCCGACUUACCGCCGCCGCCAAUACUUGCUAACACGCACCCGACCGGCCGGUACCUCCACCGAUCGCUAAAUGACCUUCCAGCAUCGUAA